This is a messenger RNA of Ascoidea rubescens DSM 1968, 617 nucleotides long. RefSeq lists its product as uncharacterized. The record is from RefSeq and is a predicted model, not a curated record. Bases 113 to 481 code for a protein of 122 amino acids. NCBI's taxonomy places the organism in Eukaryota, Fungi, Ascomycota, Saccharomycetes, Ascoideales, Ascoideaceae. The transcript has a single exon.
AGAAAACAGCAUUGGGAAGCAAUCCGCGCACGGAUUUCUCAAUCAGACACGGAUCUUGCAUCCGGCAUCUACACUAGCCAUAACAACGCCACAGAAACACCGAAAGCGGCAUAUGGAAGGGCUGGUAAACCGGCCUCAUCCGAGGAUUUUGAGAAAAGCUGUCGGUGGCCAGCGGUGUGGGUGCAGAAGCAGAAGCAGAAGCAGAAGAAGAAGAAGAAGAAGAAGAAGAAGAAGAAGAAGAAGAAGAAGAAGAAGAAGAAGCAGAAGAAGAAGAAGAAGCAGUAUGUGUAUUGCGUCUGUCAGUUUCGGCCUAGGUUGGUUUGAUCCAGUCAAUGGUUUUAAAGAUAGUUGUCUUUGGACCUUCUGGUAUAUUGAAAGGAGGAAGUUUACCAUUGAGUUUUGGAAUCACUUUUGGAUCCACUUUUGGAAUCACUUUUGGAGUCAAAAUAAGAGCAUGACCUAUAUACAUCUCAACUACUAGAAAACAAGCAAUUAUGUAUCUUAAUAAAUAGAUUUGAAUAUUUAUCUUUCUGUUAUUUUAAAUUGUCUAUUUUUAAUCCUGUUAUUCUUCUUUGACUAUUUUCUGUUAAUUUACAACCUAUACUUUGUUAUAUACU